This is a messenger RNA of Galendromus occidentalis (western predatory mite), 2235 nucleotides long. RefSeq names its product peroxidasin homolog. The transcript has 10 exons. Gene Ontology annotation, molecular function: heme binding; peroxidase activity. Bases 1 to 2208 code for a protein of 735 amino acids. Gene Ontology annotation, biological process: response to oxidative stress. The record is from RefSeq and is a predicted model, not a curated record. Lineage: Eukaryota; Metazoa; Arthropoda; Arachnida; Mesostigmata; Phytoseiidae.
AUGAGGGGGUUCCAGGAUUCGAGUGGAGCGCUUUGUUUGUUGGUCGUCCUCGCGCGAGAAGUAUUCACUCAAAUUUCCCCGACGCGAAUCGAUUCGGCAUUCAGCGCUGGACAGGAAUCCGUGGAAGAAUAUCGGGCGAAAAACGACGCUGCCUUCAGAUCAGGGUAUUACCUCAAAGGACCGAGUGCCCCUGCGCAGCAUCAGCACACUACAGCGGGGCGAGCACCGUCUAGUUUCGGUGAUCAUGCGAGGUUGUUCUGUGCCGCCACUCUAGAUCUCGUCAACAAGAAAUCGGUGUCGAGAGAUGCUACGAGCGGUCUCCGAAAUUUGACUCUCGAAAGCAACACUCGGGCAAAAGCCGCCCAGGAUGCCUGUAUCAAUGCAGUUCGCGAGAACUCCUCGUGCCGAAACGUAAAUCGCUACACUUUCGAUGGCUCGUGCAACAACCUCGGGAACCCGAUACUGGGACGGACGAAUACUUGUCACAAACGCCUCUUGCCCCCAUCUUACGAAGACGGGGUUGAGGAGCCGAGGCGAAGGAGUUUCUCAGGCGGCGUUCUGCCCAACGAGCGAGUGAUUUCGCUGAGGGCGCUCGACUACAUCUUACCCCGAGUUCGUGAUGAUCCUCAGUACAACCACAACAGGAUGUCCUUCGGACAAUUCAUAGCUCAUGACAUCACUUUGACACAUACGACCACUAUUGGAACUUCGAAUGCCCUGCCUGAUUGUUGUAGCCCGUCGACGCGGGUCGAGCAAUGCUUUCCCGUAACUAUCCCCUCUCCGGAUCGAGUCUACGGGAAUCGCGGCUGUAUGAACUUCGUUCGAUCCGAGCCAUGCCCGACGUGCCAGCUGGGACCGCGCGAGCAGAUGAACUCAGUCACAUCAUUCGUUGAUCUCUCCCUAAUAUACGGUCUCACCAGCCAGGGAAAUUUCAACUUGAGAACCGGAUCCGGAGGGUUGCUCCGGGGUCAAGCUCCUUACGAUACGGCCAGACCGUACCUACCUCUGUUCAUGCCGCCGACGACGCAGACAUUGGGCGAUGGCUGCAGUCAGCCUGGCCGUCCCUGCUUCACGGGCGGAGAUCCUCUACGCGUAAACCAGCAGAUUGGAAUAUCCGCAUGGUCCACGCUUUGGUUCAGAUACCACAAUUAUCUCGCUGACAGGAUCAACAGACACGCUCGGUCCAGGGGGGAACGAUGGUCCGAUGAGCGGAUUUUCCAGACGGCCAGGAGGAUUGCUCAAGGGCACAUGCAGAUCCAGGUUUACCGUGAAUGGUUACCAACCGUCGUCGGCUCGAAUAUUCUGUCCGUUUACAAGUUAGGCAUCCAGCGAACCCAGACCGACUACGACUCCGAUGGCGAUCCCUCUCUGUGGAGCGAGUUUGCGGGCGGUGCUUUCCGCUUCGGACACUCCUUGAUCCAGAAUGUGUUCAAGAACCGGAAUUACCAAACGGAUGUCGAUCAGCCGGAGUUCGACGUGCCUACGCGAGACGCUUUCAGCACGAUUCCGAACUACUACGACUUCAACUCCGAGUUCAAAUUCGAGAAUUUCAUAGCCGGCAUGCAACGCCAAGGAGGUGACGAAACUGUGACGUCAUUUUUCGAUGCGUCGCAGCCAAAGCAAAUCUCGUUCUCGUUCGCACCGGGUGUGGCGAACGACGUGUAUCGCAAUGCUACCGAGUCGUACGGUAUGGAUCUUGCAGCUCUGAACAUCCACCGCGGUCGAGAUCACGGUUUGCAGCCCUACUACAAAUACGCCGAGCUAUAUCUCAGUAGGGCGCAUGGCAGAAAUAUCAGAAUCCAGAAAUUCAGUGAUAUCCGACCUUUUUGGCGCAGCGAAUGCUACGACGAGCUGCCGAAGGUUUACAGAGAUAUUCAAGACGUAGAUCUGUACGUCGGUGGAUUGUGUGAAGUCUCACCGAUAUCCGGGUCCGUGGGGCCGACAAUGGGCACCAUAAUCGCGAUGCAAUUCCAACAACUUCGCUAUGCGGAUCGACUUUUCGUAAGCCACAGGAACGUUUUCACGCCCACACAAUAUGCAGAACUCCUGCGCACCGGCUGGCUCUACUGGGUCGUGUGCGCAUCGGCGGUGAAUCAGCCGGCCGUUUACAGAAACGCUUUCCGCCACGAUCUCUGGGAUUUCGAGUACUGCAGCGAUCUCAGAGAAAUUGAUGUCUCUCUCUUCACGGAUGUAGCAAGCUACGUCUGAGCGUAACAGUCUCAGAUAGAGGAGACU